GUGAUACAAAAUUGACAUAUUCAGGACCAAGCCUACCAGAGGACAUAUGGCAUCAUAUCCAUUCUCGAAUGCGACUACGAGAUGCUGCACGUGUUGCCUGCGUGUCUCAUUCAUUUCGGCGUUCUUGGAGAUGUUAUCCCAAUCUCACCAUAACUAGGAAAACUCUGGGUUUGAAAGGCGGAAAAUACGGAAGGUCAUAUAAAAUAUCGAGUGCUCUUGCAAGGAAAACUGACCGCAUUCUGAGAAAGCACUCGGGCAUUGGUGUGAAAGCGCUCAAGCUUCAAAUAAAUGAUUUUCCCAUGUUCAGCACCUUCUGUGAUCUCGACCGAUGGCUUCAUAUCGCUGUUAAACCAGGGAUUGAAGAGCUUGACCUAUGGCUGGGGAUGCACUCACAUGAUGCAGCUGUGUACGACUUCCCGAGCUCACUUUUACUUGAUGGGAAUGGCAAGUCGAUUCGGCAUCUUCAUCUCAGUAAUUGUGUCUUACGUCCCACGGCUGGACUUGGCUGCUUAAGAAGCUUGACAAGUCUGGACUUUUGUGACAUACGUAUUACGGGGGAUGAGUUAGGGUACCUUUUCUCCAGUUCAGUUGCUUUGGAGACACUGACACUCAUGUAUUGCCAUGAGUUAUUUCUCCUGGAGAUACCUAGCCUGCUGCAGCGGCUUAGCCACCUAAUUAUCAAUGGUUGCAAAAAUCUGGAAGUGAUAGAGAGCAAAGCUCCUAAUCUCUACAGUUUUAGAUAUAUGGGUCACCAGGUAAGACUAUCACUCGGUGAUUCAUUGCGAGACUUCAAAAUUCAUACUUCAGGUUGGGACUUUGUUCAUUAUGCUAGUGAAAAUCUUCUGCCCAUGCUGGCAAAUCUUGAAGCUCUUGACAUAUAUUCACGUUAUGUGAGGAAAGCACCACUGAUACCAGACAAAUUCCUCCACCUCCAGCUACUGUGCGUUGGGUUUUUUUCCCCAGACUAUGAUUAUUUUUCUCUGAUUUCUUUGCUUGACGCUUGUCCUUCCUUGGAGACUUUCGUAUUGUCUGUAGAGCCGGAUCGUGUGGAGCAAGAAUCGGUUUUAGGAGAUUCUUAUCAUGAUCUAAGGAAGAUACCAGGACACUUGCAUGGGAACAUAAAGGAUGUGCAGAUCAUUGGAUUCUGUUCUGCAAGGAGCAUAGUUGAGCUGACAUGCCAUAUUCUUGAAAAUGCAAAGUCACUUGAGUGCCUUACACUGAGCACCUUUUACAAUGGUCAAAUUUUGUGUUCAACCAGAAAAAAAGGUAAAUGCCUCUCGAUGAGUAGGCUUAUGAUCAUGGAAGCCCGUAAAGCGCUCUUAGUAGUGGAAAAAUACAUUGUGGGGAAAGUUCCCCCUUCUGUCGAGUUGAAAGUUGUGGAACCUUGCAGCCGAUGCAAUCCUCUUGAAAUUUAGUGCCUGCUCGUGGCCUGGCUCCAGCUCGUGGAGCCACGGGCAAAGAUGCAUUUGAACUUGCCAGGCAAGAAUAAAUAAUCU
This is a messenger RNA of Lolium rigidum, 1496 nucleotides long. RefSeq lists its product as uncharacterized. The record is from RefSeq and is a predicted model, not a curated record. NCBI's taxonomy places the organism in Eukaryota, Viridiplantae, Streptophyta, Magnoliopsida, Poales, Poaceae. The coding region runs from base 69 to 1415 and encodes 448 amino acids. The transcript is spliced from 4 exons.